AGGUCUUAAAUUAAUAAUAUUAUUUCAAAUGUAACAAAUAUAUGAUUUUGUAGUCUCGAAUUUAUCUUUUGUGCUUUAUCUUUCAACUUAAGCAAUUUUAAGUAAAACGUAAUUGAACAUAUCAUGUAAUUGAACUAUUUGACAGUAAAACGUAACGCGACUCAUAUACCCGAUUGAGCCCAUGUGUACCCAAUAAUUAGUUUCAUCUGUUUUAAUUGUGCAGCUGUGACUGCUUGUGAAUCUUAAUUGGAAUUGGUCAACCGAUCAGACUUCCAAUUCAAGAAACUAUGGCGGCAGAGGCUUUUCUUGCGGCGUUUCUCCGAGUGUUGGUUAGCAAGUUGGCAUAGCGCGAGGUCAUCAAGUACUUUGGACUUGUAAAGAGCGUCGAUAAAAAAUUGAAGAAAUGGAGUGACACCUUGUCUGCAAUUGAAGCCGUUCUGAAUGAUGCGGAGGAAAGGCAACUGACGACUGAGAGCAAUGCACUGAGGCUCUGGCUCGAUGAUCUCAAGGACUUGGCUUUUGAUGCGGAAGUCGUGUUGGAUAAAUAUCAUACUAAAAUGUUGAAACGUCAGAUACAACAUGCUCAUUCCAGCACAAUAAGCAAAGCAUGGAAAUCAAUUCCUACUCGUGUUUCCAACUUCAAAACAACAAGCAAAGCAUGGAAAUCAAUUCCUAAUCGUGUUUUCAACUUCAAAAUGAACUCGGAAAUACAAAAGAUUACCAAGAGAUUACAAGAGAUAUCCGAACGAAAAGACCAGCUUGGUUUGAAAAUUGAUAUUGGGACGUUGACUACAAGGGCACACCAACACAUAUCGCCUAGUUCUAGUCUACCGGAUGGACCUGUGAUUGGAAGGGACGAGGACAAAAGGCAGAUUGUUGAGCUGUUGUCGAAACAAGAGCAUCAUGCUGUCAAUUUCGAUGUAGUUGCAAUUGUUGGUAUGGCUGGAGUCGGAAAGACAACACUUGCUGGACAAGUACUCAAAGAUAUGGUUGCAGCCUAAACGUUUCAACCAGCUAUUUGGGUGUGCGUAUCUGACGACUUCAACCUUGGAAGAGUGACAAAGCAAAUUCUUGAAUCAAUCACAUCUCGACAAUGUACCACAGAAGAUUACAAUAAGGUUCAAGAUGAUCUGCAGAAGGAGUUAGCGGGGAAGAAGUUUUUAAUUGUUUUAGACGAUGUUUGGAAAAUUUGUAGCUACGGUGAAUGGAUGAAGCUGUAGUCCCCUUUUCGUGAUGGAGCACAAGGAAGCAAGAUAAUUGUGACAGCACGUGAUACAGAUGUUUCAAAAAUGAUGGGAGUUGCCAAGCUGGUUCACAAUUUGGAGCCCAUGCAAAAUGAUGUUUGUUUGCAAGUAUUUGAGCAGCAUGCAUUCUUAAAUUCUAACAACGACAAACCACCAAAUUACGAGUUACUUAAGGAGAAAAUUGUUGCGAAGUGUAGGGGAUUGCCUUUGGCCGCGAGGACCCUCGGUGGUGUUCUACUUUGUAAAGAAACAUACGAAUGGGAAGAAAUAUUGAACAACAAACUGUGGAGUCUAUCAAAUGAGCAAGACAUACUUCCAGUAUUGAGAUUAACCUACUUUUAUCUUCCUUCACAUUUGAAAAGAUGUUUUGCCUAUUGCUCAAUACUUCCAAAUGACUAUGAAUUCGAAGAGAAGCAAAUGAUCCUUCUAUGGAUGGCCGAGGGCUUUAUUCUUCCCCGACCAGAAGGUAAUAAGCAAAUUGUAGAUUUACGUACUAAUUAUUUUCGGGAGCUCGUAUCUAGGUCAUUGUUUCAAAAGUCAACAAAAAAUACUUCAAAAUAUGUGAUGCAUGACCUCAUUGGUGAUUUAGCGCGAUGGGCAGCUGGAGAUAUUUGUUUUAGAUUGGAGGAUAAUCAAAAUGAUGAUGGUGUACAACUUAGAUGUUUUCCGAAGGCACGCCAUUCGUCUUACAUCAUGGGUCGGUUUGAUGGGGUUAAAAGAUUUGAGGCAUUUUCUGAAGUGAAAUGUUUGCGAACCUUCCUGCCACUAACAAAGGGUGAUAUUCGGAGUUAUUUAAGUCAUCAGGUUCCUUUUGAUUUAUUGCCAAAAUUGCAAUACUUGCGGGUGCUCUCUUUUAAUGGCUAUAAAAUAACUAAGCUUCCAAACUUAGUCGGUGAUUUAAGGUAUCUACGGUAUCUCGACCUUUCUUACGCGCUCAUUACGUCUUUACCUAAAUCAACAAGCACUCUUUACAACCUGCAGGCAUUGAUAUUGAAAGGCUGUCAUCAGUUGAAGUCAUUGCCUGCAGACAUGAGUAAUCUAAUUAAUUUGCGUCAUCUCAACAACUCAUAUGCAUAUUCGGUGGAAGGAAUGCCUCCAAAACUAGGUAAAUUGGUGAAUCUCCAAUCUUUGCCUAAUUUUGUGGUGAGCGGUGGUAGUAAUCAAUCAGGGAUAAGAGAGAUAGAGUUCUUGAUGCAUCUCCGAAGGACAUUGUGCCUCUCAAGAUUGGAGAAUGUGACUGAUGUCGAGGACGCUCGGAGGGCCAACUUAAAAUGCAAGGAGAGGCUUGAUUCGUUGGUCCUAGAAUGGUCUCAUUCAAGCGACACAAGAGAAACGAAUUUCGUUGUGCUUGACAUGUUACGGCCUCAUACAAAGGUCAAGGAGCUCACCAUCAAAAGUUAUGCUGGAAAAGAAUUUUCAUCAUGGGUUGGAAGUUCUUUGUUCUCUAAUAUGGCAGUCGUGCACUUAGAGGAAUGCAACAAUUGUUUAUCGUUGCCACCUCUCGGACAAUUGCCUCAUCUCAAAGAACUUUAUAUUCGAGGAAUGAAUGCGGUGGAAAGUGUUGGUGCUGAGUUUUAUGGAGAGUGUAUCUUUCCUUUUCCGCUAUUAGAGACUAUUACGUUUGUGAAUAUGAAGCAUUGGAAGGUAUGGCUUCCCUUCCAACAUGAUCGAGGAAGUGGUGAUUUCCCUUGCCUGAAAAGGCUUUCAAUAAAAAAAUGUUCUAAGUUGGAAGGUAAGCUGCCAGAGAACCUUGAUCUGUUAGCCGAGCUUGAAAUUUUUAAAUGUGAGGAAUUGGUGGUUUCGAUUACCAACUGCAAACAACUUCGUCAAAUAAACAUUGACGGUUGUAAAGCGUUGGUGCAUACAGCUACUAAGGUUGAGUUUGAGUUAUUAAAGUCCUUGUGUCUUUCAAACAUUUCGAAGUUGAUGUCUCUGCAAACAAGGGAAUUGUGCAGAAAGGGAUUAACCAAGGUUAGAGAAUUGAAGAUUAAUGGAUAUAAGGAGCUGAAGUCUUCAUUGAAGAAUGAGGCUGGAUUAUUGCAGCAGUUGACUUCUCUUGGCCGUUUGAAGAUCGAAGACAACUCUCCUCUAGUUGAAGAAUUGGGAAAAGAAGCAGAGGAGUUGCAAAUAUUGGAGUGCAGGAUUGAAUGUAUGGAGUUAAUCAAGUGCGAAAAUCAUUUGAAGCUACCAAAAGGGUUAAAUCAGUUGUCGUCUCUUCAAGAGCUUCGCUUACACAAAUGUUCACGUUUAGCUUCUUUUCCAGAUGUUGGUCUGCCACCUUCUCUUAAACACAUCCAGAUUACCGAGUGUCAUUCGUUGAUAUAUUUGGCAAAACAUCAGAUUCUCCAAAAUCUCAGAAGAAUAGAGAUAAGAGAGUGCAAAAGUUUGAAAUCACUAGUAGAUGAGAAGGAUGUUGGUUCUUCCCCAUCGUCUUCUUCUCAUAGUUGUCUUGAGUACUUGAAUAUUGAAGAAUGUGAAUCUCUGACGUCGUUAUCAUUGAGUGGCCAGCUUCUCAGGACGCUUAAACACCUUGGGAUAUUUUAUUGUGAACAACUGGAGCUAAUCGCAGAGGACGGGUUUUUCCGCGACAACACUAAUUAUUGUCUUGAAUAUAUUAAGAUCUGGAAAUGCCAAAAUCUGAAAUCCUUACCGGAUGGCUUAUGCCACCUCAGCAAUCUUCAAACUCUAAUUAUUGGGAACUGUGGAACACUACUACAAAAGGGCCUUAUAGUGUCAGUGGGUGGCGUGAGAAAGAUCUAUAUCAGAGAUUGUGAGAAAUUGGAGGCGUUGCCCGAAGACAUGCACAAUCUUAACUCUCUUGAGGAAUUGAGCAUCGACUACCGUGAAGGUUGACUUUUUCUCCCAACCUCACGUGUCUUGUAAUUAAGAAGGUUAAGAGCUGUAAGUCAUUGUGGGAGUUGGAGUGGGGGUUGCACAGACUCACCUCUCUUAGAUACUUUUGGAUCAUCGGUGAAGACCUGGAUACGGUGUCGUUUCCACCCGAGAUGGUCCAGAUGGAGACGCUCCUCCCCAAAUCUCUCACUAAACUCAUAAUAGAAAGCUUCCCAAAUUUGAAGAAACUGAGCAGCAAGGGCUUUCAAUUCCUCACCUCCCUUCAAUUUCUGGGAUUAUGCUAUUGUCCAAAGCUAGCAUCCAUUCCAGAUGAGGGUUUGCCUCCUUCACUUACACAACUUUGGAUCUAUAAGUGUCCUGUGCUAAAAGAGAGAUUCCAACCAAGAAAAGGACGCUACUGGCACAAAAUAUCCCACAUCCCUCGCGUAGAGUUAAAUUUUUGAGGUAUCAUCUUAUCAAGAAAUGCUUUAUCAUUAUUAUUAUUAUUAUUAUUAUUAUUAUUAUUAUUAUAUUUAUUAUUAUUGUUAAGCAACUUUCGUUGUAUCUUGACAUCAUGUCCACAAUAAUAUUUAUUCAAGUAACGAUAGUGAGAAAACAUGUGCACUGGGUAUGACAUUUUUUUUAAGUGAGAAAACAACUGUAGAAAUCAUAAUAAAUAGCACGAAAGAAAAAAAUUAUAAGAAAUUGUUGGAUGUAAAGUUUUAUGUUUAAACAUAAAACGAAACUCACUGAUACAGAGGUGACUAGCAGUUCAAUUAUAGCAACCGCUGCAACUACUUUCUCAAAUGUGUCAGCUGAUAUAUGAACGUAUAAGUUUUCAUAUUCAACCUUUAUUUCACUCCCAUCAGAUGGUCUUAUUUCAGCCUGCAAAUAAGUUGAAGAAUAAAAGAGGUAAAAGUCAAUACAUGUACGUAUGGGCAUUAUUGUCAGUUGGGUGGGCAUUGUCGUCAGUUAGGGUUGCAUUCGGUGGGAUCGAUGGCUCAGUGUGGGAUUUGGUGGGAAGGCAUGCUGCUUGCAGAGAGGAGGAGAGAGAGGGAAGGAGGGAGGGGGAGGGAGAGAUAGAGGGGUUUGGUGAGGGGAAGGCAUGCGACUUUCAGAGAGGAGAGAAGCUUAAAAGCAACUGCAGCAAGGUCAAUGGACAGGGUCGCAGCAAUGGAGACGUCUCGCUCUGAACCAUGUCCCCUCUCCUCAGGCGAAUGCUGAACAAAGUUUUGAAGGAACAAAAAGAAGACCUACACAUAAUAGAAUCUGAUUAGGAAAAGGAAAAGAAGAAAGCCAGCUUUUCAACGAAAAAGCUAAAAUCAAUCCCUUCGACCUCCUCAUCGGCGGCGGCACCCACGACCACCAGUGUUCUGAGUGAUCAUCGAGCUAUGAUGGGUUGGUGUUGGAUUUGAUUCGAUUGAGGAAAAUGUGGCGGAGACAAUAAUUCCCAAAUCCUCCAGCUUUCGGAUCAUACAAUUGUCCCACCGC
Messenger RNA from Malus domestica (apple), 5567 nucleotides. Lineage: Eukaryota; Viridiplantae; Streptophyta; Magnoliopsida; Rosales; Rosaceae. The record is from RefSeq and is a predicted model, not a curated record.